GGUUACACUCUUAGUCACGUCAUGGCCUGCAGUCUAUGCUUUUCCCGUUAGGAUCAUAUUCUGUGAUCAUGUCGGACAAGGAAUGGGCAGUGGUAUGACGGCAAAAGCUUUCGACAACGUUUAUGACAUACUGCGUAAAGCCUAUGAGGCGAUCGUCAGUUGCGACUGCGACGAUCUCAAGGGAUGUACUAAAUGUAAGCAAUCUGAUUUUGGUAUCUAAGCAACCUCAGCAGUGGUCUCCAGGUGUACAAAGUCCCUCAUGCACAGAAGGCAACAAGGUCUGUUCAAAGUCCGGCGCACUCGUCAUUCUGAAGGCCUUGCUUGGCUACGAAGUGGAUCCUGCCAGUAUACCAGACGAACACGACACAUUUGAAGGAGGAACAGACACCAUAGUUUCUGCAUCUCACGUUCGUAAAUUGGGAGAUAUCAAGAUAGAAAGAAACCUAAAAUAAUCCUGUAUAAAUAAAUUACAUAACAGCAUGCUACCUCAUUACGACUAUGUUAAUGGAUCAAAAUCACCCCAAUCAAUGUUCGACUUGGAGUCUGAGGUACUCCAGGAUGGUUGGGCGGGUUUGG
Messenger RNA from Guyanagaster necrorhizus, 576 nucleotides. RefSeq lists its product as uncharacterized. The transcript is spliced from 2 exons. NCBI's taxonomy places the organism in Eukaryota, Fungi, Basidiomycota, Agaricomycetes, Agaricales, Physalacriaceae. The record is from RefSeq and is a predicted model, not a curated record. Bases 123 to 452 code for a protein of 109 amino acids.